Molecule: messenger RNA, 1236 nt
Organism: Naegleria gruberi
Lineage: Eukaryota; Heterolobosea; Eutetramitea; Acrasida; Naegleriidae
Exons: 2
Coding region: 1-1236 (411 amino acids)
Source: RefSeq, a predicted model, not a curated record
AUGAAAGCCUUGCGUCUCGCCACUAAUAACGAAGCUUUGCUCAUGCUCAAUCAUAACCGCACUACUAUGGAGAAACAAUAUAAGAUCAAUGAAAAUGAUGAGGAAUAUGAUGAGGGUUUGGUAUUCAAGUGUGCUACUUGUCCAAGUCCUUCGGAUGAUCAAUGGGAAGAUGUUUUGGAGAAUUCCAAGAAUCACAUAGAAGAUGAUCAACAACAACAAAGAAUAGAACAAUGUAAUGACUGCGAUGAAGAUGAAUUAAGUAAGGAUUCAUCUUUGGAUGAAGCUGUUCAUGAUCUUGAAUAUAUAGAGUCAACUUGCUCAAUGAUUCAAAAUUCAGCUUCAUCAAUUGCCUCACCUGUGAAUGGUCCUACAGCAGCUGUCAAUUCAAGAAAAGUACACCAUCUGUCAAGUCCAAAAUCAAACAAGCAUUUCUAUAAUCACAAGAGGAAUUACAAAAGGUCAAUUUCUUCUCCAUCUUUCCUUCUCAAUCAUAAGGCUGGAAAUUCAUUAUUUGAAACAAACACUUUUGAGUUUGUUCUUGUAAAUACUGAGGAGCAUGAUAGCUCUUCCUCAUCCUGUUGUAAAUAUAAUGAAAAGAUAGAGAAUAGAGAUCAGAAAGCUAUGGAAAUAUGUAAAAACAAGUCGUGUGCUCCUCUCGAUGUGGUUCUAGAGAGAUUGGAAUAUAAAUUGCAAAAGAUUGAAAAGUUGGAGAAGAAAUCUCAACAAGAGGAAGAAAUCAAACAGAGAUAUGUCAAUGUAAAGAAAAAGUUUUUGAGAAUGCUUGAACUUGGAAUGGUGACAUCUCAGAGAGAAUCACAGAAUAGUCCACCUGAUGAUUCCAUAGAUAUUCUACAUAAGGCUAAGCAUAACAAGAAGGCAAUUCUCUAUUUGCAAUCACCUGAAAAGUUUAGUCACUUUUUAUCGAGAAAGGCAUUGAAAUAUUAUUACAAAUUGUGUCAGAUUGCAAGAUAUGGAACACCCAAGUCAGAGUUUGCAGCCACAAGAAUUUUGGACAAUCUCUUUCUAGGUGAUAUUGAUGAUGCAUUCAAUGAACCAGUUUUAAAGCAACUUGGAAUUACUCACAUUGUCACUUGUGUGAAAUCCUUGGAGCCAAUUUACCCUGAGAAGGGAUUCGAAGAAGGCAAUAAGUUCUGGAUCGUCAGUGUUGGUUCAUUGCAUGAAGGGAAAAUCAAGAUCUGCCUCUGUAUUGAUAUCCUAUCUGAUGAAAAAGAAUGA